AUGUACUCCCAAAACCAUCAGCAGAGCCACAAUGCGCGGCUGAAUGGUGCUGGCCGUGGGAUCCCCAACAUGCUCUACAACUACGGCCAGCACGCCCAGCAACACCACCCUUCCCAGAACCAGCACCACCAAGGUCUGGGCCCCGAUCACGGCCUGUCCAACACCAACGGGCUCAACCACCACAACAACUACACGUCUGGGGUUCUGUCCAACAGCCCCUUCAGUCCGAAUCUGCCCAAUGGCCAUGGCGGCUCCAGAGGAGGCCAGGCGGCGCCGAAUGAAGGAUGGCAGGAACAGCUUCGCCUGUUUAAGGACUCAGAGCGGGCUCACAGUGCCAUGACGGAGCAGCAGCAACCCCACUACUAUGCGCGGCUUAAGGCGUCGGAGAAUAAAGGCAUAGGUGGUCCUCCGGCGGCCUCGACAAAGACGCAAGCGGACAACGAGACCGACCUCGCCGAUAGGAGACGGCCGUACAACCCGAUGGACGAGGCGAAGCGACAGGACUGGCACAAUAUGGACAUGAGCGGGCAGGGUCUACGGAAUCUGGCGCCCGAGCUGUUUCGCUACCAGUUUCUCAACGAGCUCUACAUUGCGUCCAACAAACUCACACGCCUGCCCAAGCAGAUUGGCGAGCUCCGCCAGCUGCGACACCUCGACGCCUCGUACAACCAGCUGGUCGACCUCCCGCCGGAGCUGGGCAUGUGCACAUACUUGAAGCAGCUCCUCCUCUUCAGCAACAACAUCACCGAGCUACCGUUUGAACUGGGAUCCCUGCAUCUGCUGGAAAUGUUGGGCGUCGAGGGGAAUCCGCUAGAAGCGGGCGUGAAGACAGAACUCGUGGAAAAGGGAACAAAGAGCUUGAUCAAUGCUCUCAAAGAAAGCGCACCGCCUCCACCCACGCCUCCUCCCCGCGAAAAUAUCGUCAUCCAGGAAGACGUUGGCGCGAAUCUCGAACGCAUCAAGGUCUUCUCGUGGAAUAUCCUGUGCGACAAGUAUGCCACAGCGAGCACAUACGGCUACACUCCGACGGAGGCCCUGAACUGGACAUACCGCCAGAACUGUAUUCUCGAGGAGUUGAGGGAGAGGGACGCCGACUUCUUAGCACUGCAAGAGGUGUCGACCGAUGCGUUUAAGGAAGACCUCAGCCCGCCUCUUGCGCGGAUGGACUACAAGGGUGUGCAAUGGCCCAAGUCGCGCGCCAAGACCAUGUCCGAAAGGGACGCCCAGUCCGUCGACGGUUGCGCCGUGUUCUACAAGCAGAGCAAGUUCAUCCUACUCGACAAGCAGCUCAUCGAAUUUGCCUCCAUCGCCAUCAACAGGUCAGACAUGAAGAACCAGCACGACGUGUUCAACCGUGUCAUGCCCAAGGACAACAUUGCUGUGGUGUGCUUCUUCGAGUCACGGUUGACAGGCGCACGCAUCAUGCUCAUCAAUGCGCACUUGACGUGGGAUGUGGCUCUGGCAGAUGUCAAAUUGAUCCAGACUGGUAUUCUGAUGGAGCACGUCACCAAGCUGGCCGAGAAAUACGCGCGCUGGCCUGCGGUCAAGGACAAGAAGAUGAUCGUCUUGCCCAGGGACGAUGAUGCCGAAGCACCACCCCCUCAAGCCGAGCCCGGCCCGAGCCAGGAAUACCGCACCAACACGGAAAUUCCACUAUUGGUGUGCGGUGAUCUCAACUCCACAGCCGACUCGUCCGUGUACGACCUGUUGUCCAAGGGCCACGUGCCUCCUGACCACCCCGAGUUGUCCAAGUACCAGUACGGCAAUUUCACGCGAGACGGCAUCGAGCACCCGUUCAGCUUGCGUGACGCAUAUGCUCACACUAGGAACACGGCAGACGAGAUGCCGUUUACCAACUACACGCCCGGUUUCACCGACGUCAUCGACUACAUUUGGUACUCGACCAACUCACUCGAGGUUGUCAGUGUGCUGGGACCCCCUGACCGCGAAUACCUGUCUAGGAUACCUGCCUUCCCUUACUGGCACUACCCGGCCGAUCACAUCCAGAUCAUGUCGGAAUUCGUCAUCAAGAGCCGCAAGGACAAGAAGCAGCUCCAGGAGCGCGAGGUCGACUUUGGCGGCUCAAGUUCGAGGAAGUAA
Messenger RNA from Emericellopsis atlantica, 2100 nucleotides. Its product is annotated as Endonuclease/exonuclease/phosphatase. The record is from RefSeq and is a predicted model, not a curated record. Gene Ontology annotation, cellular component: nucleus; cytoplasm; CCR4-NOT complex. The transcript is spliced from 2 exons. NCBI's taxonomy places the organism in Eukaryota, Fungi, Ascomycota, Sordariomycetes, Hypocreales, Bionectriaceae. The coding region runs from base 1 to 2100 and encodes 699 amino acids. Gene Ontology annotation, molecular function: protein binding; poly(A)-specific ribonuclease activity. Gene Ontology annotation, biological process: nuclear-transcribed mRNA poly(A) tail shortening.